Molecule: messenger RNA, 1256 nt
Organism: Schizosaccharomyces octosporus yFS286
Lineage: Eukaryota; Fungi; Ascomycota; Schizosaccharomycetes; Schizosaccharomycetales; Schizosaccharomycetaceae
Product: inositol polyphosphate kinase
Exons: 1
Coding region: 153-986 (277 amino acids)
Biological process (GO): inositol phosphate biosynthetic process; phosphatidylinositol phosphate biosynthetic process
Cellular component (GO): nucleus; cytoplasm
Molecular function (GO): inositol hexakisphosphate kinase activity; inositol-1,4,5,6-tetrakisphosphate 3-kinase activity
Source: RefSeq, a predicted model, not a curated record
GACUGCCAAAACAACCGAAUAGUAAGUAUAAGUUUUGGCGGUUACAUUGUUACUUUGCAUAUACACCCACCAUGUAUAUGUUGACAUUGCAUUUCCGUAUAGGAAGUAUGCUAUAAUAUUUUUUUUUAAUUGUUUGGCUUCUGAAUGACUGAAUGAAACUCAUACCCUUUAAUUUACAAGCCGCUGGCCAUGGAGAAGUCCUUGUUAGUGAGGACGGUCAAUACCUUGUAAAGCCUUGCCUUGAGAGCGAAAUUUACUUUUAUGCAUCUUGUGAUGAAUGUAAUGCACUUCGCAAGUGGAUUCCACGGUUUUAUGGAAAAUGGGAUAUUGAACACGCAAAACAGCUACAACUUUGGGUGGAUGGUUUAGAAAAUGAUACGAAUCUUUCGAUGCGCAGUAGCGCGUUUAUACUUGAAAACAUUAUACAUGAUAUGAAGCGUCCUUGUGUAAUGGAUAUUAAACUUGGCAGACAACUUUGGGCAUUGGACGCCUCUCCUGAGAAACGCGCUAGACUCGACGUGGUUUCGCAAUUGACAACUAGUGGAAGUCUUGGAUUUCGCAUUACUGGAAUCCUGGUAGCGGAUAAAGCAUCUCGCUCAUAUGCUACCUAUUCCACAGCUUGGGGGAAACGGAUUGGUAAUGAUACCAUCUUACAAGGUCUUUCAGUAUUUUUCUCCCCUUGUUCAAAUCAUCUCAAAAAGUUUUUGCUAGAAAAGUUUUCAAGUCUGCUUGAAGAUUUUGAAAGCGAUGUUUCAUCGCUUUCCGUGGAGUUUCGAUCAUCAAGUCUUUUACUAGCAUACGACCUAGAGAGUCUGGAAAAUUGUACCCAAGAUUUUGAAAAAGAAGGAAGUCAAUUGUAUAAUAUGAAGUUGAUUGACUUGGCACAUUCUAACUGGACGCUUGGCAGCGUAGAUGAAAACACUUUAUUUGGCGUCCGAAGCCUGAGAGAAUGUUUUCAAAAACUGUGCCAAAACAUCCAUUGCUAAAGUAAUUAUGGUUACAACCUUUUUCUCCUAAUAGUAGGAUGUAUUUUCCCUUUCCUUGUUAGAUACAUGCUGAAAGGAAUACUAUUUUCCUUCUUUGUUUUGUCUGUCAAUGCAUCACGAAAUAUGCAUAUGUUUGUAUAGAUAUAUAUUUAGAUUAUAACAGGUUUGUAACGCAUCGAAUGGUUUUGGGCUGUUGUUUAUGUUUUACAUCCUUAAAGGGUGAUUUUUUUUGGUUUACUAAAUAAUAAGAUUUUUCUAAGAAAUGUUAAG